Messenger RNA from Anopheles moucheti, 812 nucleotides. RefSeq names its product copper transport protein ATOX1 (gene Atox1). Gene Ontology annotation, biological process: copper ion transport. Gene Ontology annotation, molecular function: metal ion binding; copper chaperone activity. Lineage: Eukaryota; Metazoa; Arthropoda; Insecta; Diptera; Culicidae. The transcript is spliced from 3 exons. The coding region runs from base 316 to 531 and encodes 71 amino acids. Gene Ontology annotation, cellular component: cytosol. The record is from RefSeq and is a predicted model, not a curated record.
CUCUGCUAGCUAGUUCUUGUGGAUCUCCAAGCUUUUCCCUAGCAAAACGUUAUAUUUACUGUUCUGUAUUAGUUCGACCACGUAAUAUGCUCUUGGUAUCUUCUACAACAUCAGUAUACUUUUAAGCUACAACGUGUGACGUUCCUGAACCGAAGGCUCGAUCUUUCGCUGUUGUUUUUAAACAUUUAAAAGUGCAUCGCAUUGCGGAACUAUUGCCCUAUAGUACAAGCAUUUGAAAAGAGCACAAAUAACGAAGAGAAGUUUAUUAAAUAAUUGGGUCUAGUUGAACGCUUUCAUCCUUACGACACGAGCAUCAUGACUGUUCACGAAUUUAAUGUCGAAAUGACGUGCACCGGCUGUUCAGGAGCGGUUGAGCGUGUGCUCGGCAAACUAAAAGAAAAAGUCGAAAAGGUUGAAAUCGAUUUGGACAAUAAAAAAGUGUUCGUCACUUCACCGAUGUCCGCAGAAGAAUUGCUGGAAACGAUUAAGAAAACGGGAAAGGAAACCAGCUACGUGGGUGUUAAGAAUUGAACGACUGUUCUUGUGUAGGAAGUAUCUGGUUGCAUGUCUCUGUUCUUGUUGGACAGUCGAAUGGCUGGGACGUGCAAACUACAAAGCGAAACGAGUACGAAAAGAUAUUACUGAUAAGAGCAUCGACAUCCGCUGCGGCCGACUGUUUUGGGUAAACUUAUGUUUUAUGUGUGUGUUUUUUUGUUUACUGUAUGCAAUGGUAUAUUAUAAAUCGUAUAAAAGCGAAUAAUAAUGAUGGACGAUAAAGGUUCGUAAAAAUAAACUUAUAAAACCCAACCCUU